AUGAGUAACAUACCAUUAUUUCCAAAUUUAAAACCGAGAUUGUUCGAAUCGUCGUGGUUCCAAGUGGACCAACCGCGCGAUUGCGAAGACGAACUAUCCCAAUUGGAAAGGGAACACCAAAAUUGGUUGCAAUCCAUAAAACAAUUCAACGCCGAUCUAACGCCCAUCGGAAAAACCACGUCCGAGCCCGUCGAAGAGGAAGAAGACGAGGACGACGAGGACGACAACGAAGACGACGACGAAUCGGAAACGCACGAUGAAGAAGAGGAAGACGAAAUCGAAAUGGACGUAUCGGCCGAAGGCGUGCCAGGCGAGCUUCGUUCCCCCGAAGAACUCGGCAGGAGAAUGAUCCAGGGAAUCGGCCAGGGCCACGGCGUUCGAUAA
Molecule: messenger RNA, 384 nt
Organism: Phyllotreta striolata
Lineage: Eukaryota; Metazoa; Arthropoda; Insecta; Coleoptera; Chrysomelidae
Source: the annotation of a GenBank genome assembly